This is a messenger RNA of Myxocyprinus asiaticus (Chinese sucker), 1024 nucleotides long. Its product is annotated as ADP-ribosylation factor 4-like. Gene Ontology annotation, molecular function: GTP binding; GTPase activity. Bases 196 to 738 code for a protein of 180 amino acids. NCBI's taxonomy places the organism in Eukaryota, Metazoa, Chordata, Actinopteri, Cypriniformes, Catostomidae. The transcript is spliced from 6 exons. The record is from RefSeq and is a predicted model, not a curated record. Gene Ontology annotation, cellular component: plasma membrane; cytoplasm. Gene Ontology annotation, biological process: intracellular protein transport; vesicle-mediated transport.
AGAUGCGUGCCGCACACAAACACACUUUAACCGGACAUAGAUGAAGAGUGAAAGAAAACAGAAGAAAGAGUGUUUUUAACUCAUCUGACCAUCGCUCUGUGUGGUUUGGCGUCAGUUCAGUUCUGAAAUACUGAAAGCUGCUGUCUCUGCUAGUUUUAUUUUUUACACUUUUUCCUGUUUUUGAGUUGUUUUAACAUGGGUCUGACCAUUUCAGGCGCCUUCUCACGUCUGUUUGGGAAAAAGCAGAUGCGAAUUCUCAUGGUUGGACUGGAUGCAGCUGGGAAAACCACAAUCUUGUACAAACUCAAACUGGGGGAAAUAGUCACAACAAUUCCAACUAUAGGUUUUAACGUAGAGACGGUCGAGUACAAGAACAUUUGCUUCACUGUGUGGGAUGUGGGUGGUCAGGAUAAGAUCAGGCCGCUCUGGAGACACUACUUCCAGAAUACGCAGGGUCUGAUUUUUGUUGUGGACAGUAACGAUCGUGAGCGAGUGCAGGAAGCUGCUGAAGAGCUUCAGAAGAUGCUUCAGGAAGAUGAACUGAGAGACGCUGUUCUGCUGGUGUUCGCAAACAAACAGGACCUGCCGAAUGCGAUGCCCAUCAGUGAGAUGACAGACAAACUGGACCUGCAAACACUCAGGAGUCGAACUUGGUAUGUCCAGGCGACCUGUGCGACUCAAGGGACGGGUUUAUACGAGGGAUUAGACUGGCUUUCCGAGCAGCUCUCCAAACGCUAAACUGCACAACAAGGAUAAAUAUUUUUCCACAGGACGUGAUUUGAUGCGAUGAUGAUGAUGAUGUCACAGAAGCUGUUUGUGUAUCAAUUUCAAUUGAUUGUUACCAAAAAUUCACCUUCCGAUGUCCAUCUUUGGCAAUGCAGCUUCACGUUUUGCUCCUUUUUAAUUCUUUGUACCUUUGCAUGACUUGCAUUCUUUUCUCCAAAGAUUCAUUCCACUUUAUGUGUGUAAGGCAUAUACACCGAUCAGCCACAACAUUAAAACCACCUACCUAAUAUUGCGUAGG